Molecule: messenger RNA, 3273 nt
Organism: Jatropha curcas
Lineage: Eukaryota; Viridiplantae; Streptophyta; Magnoliopsida; Malpighiales; Euphorbiaceae
Product: protein argonaute PNH1
Molecular function (GO): protein binding; RNA binding
Source: RefSeq, a predicted model, not a curated record
CGCCUUUAACCUCACCACACGCUCUUAAAACAAGCAUUUCCUCUCCUCUUCCUCUCGCUCUAUCACCGGAAUUUCAAGAUCGGGCAACAUUGCCGUCAAGAACGUGACGCACACUUUCUUUUCAGUUCUUUUUCUAAAUAAUUUGAAUAAUCUCCGUCUAAUGUGCGUUAUUAGAUCUUCAAGAAAAGCAAAAACCAGCUUGGAAAUGCACUGAAAGCUUUGCAGAGUGACAAGAGUUGAAGAUUUGGGUACGUAGAUGGAUUAGCUCCAGUUGCAGACAACAUUCAAUACCUGCUGUUAAAAGGAAACAUAAAAUAUAAACAGCCAGAUCGAUAUGCCUAACAUGCAUAUGAAGGAUCUUGACCAGAAUCAUCUUGUUUCUGCUCAAGUACCCAUUGGAGAAAAUGGAAAAGAGAAAAGGAGAAAUGGAAGGAGAAGAGGAGGGAAAGGACUUAACAGGAAAAUAUCAUUACCAAAUGCUCAUCAUCUUUAUUCAAGUAAUGGGUUGUCUUCUCGUUCUUCAUGCAAAAGCCUCAUUUUUCAUAAAAGGCCUGGAUAUGGACAGCUGGGGACAAAGUGCAUGGUUAAAGCUAACCAUUUUCUUGCUGAGAUACCUUAUUCAGACUUGAGUCAAUAUAGUGUAGAAAUAAGCCCAGAAGUUACAUCUCGUAAAUUGAGCAAAGCUAUUAUGACCCAGUUGGUUAAACUUUACAGAGAAACUGAUUUAGGGAUGAGAUUACCAGUUUAUGAUGGUAGAAGAAACCUAUACACAGCCAAAUCACUGCCUUUUACUUGCAAAAAUUUCACUAUAACUUUGGUUCAUGAAGAUGAGGCAACAGGCAAUAUCAAGAACAAAGAAUUUAAAGUGACAAUCAAGUUUGAAGCUUUCGCUAAUAUGCUGCCAUUAAGAGAGCUUCUUUCUGGAAAACCGGUUGAUACCCCUCAACAAGCAAUUACUAUUAUUGACAUUGUAUUAAGGGAAUUUGCAGUCCAGAGGUAUGUGUCAAUUGGAAAGUCUUUUUAUUCUCCUGAUAUCAAGAAACCACAGCAACUUGAUGGUGGCUUAGAAUCAUGGAGGGGCUUCUACCAAAGUAUAAGACCUACUCAAAUGGGAUUGUCACUAAAUAUUGACAUGUCGGCAACUGCUUUCAUUGAACCCGUUCUUGUUAUUGAAUUUGCUGCUCAAAUUUUGGGCAAAGAUGUGUAUACAAGGCCAUUGUCAGAUGCGGACCGCAUUAAGGUCAAGAAAGCCCUUAGAGGUGUCAAAGUUGAAGUUACCCACAGAGGAAAUGUGCGAAGGAAGUACAGAAUUUCUGGAUUGACCACACAGCCCACACGUGAGCUAAUCUUCCCUCUUGAUGAGCAUAUGAACAUGAAAUCAGUUGUUGAGUACUUUCAAGAGGUGUAUGGCUAUACCAUUCGAUAUCCCCACCUGCCAUGCCUUCAAACUGGAAACCAGAGGAAGGUGAACUAUUUGCCAAUGGAGGCUUGCAAGAUAGUCGAGGGACAAAGAUAUACAAAAGGGCUUAAUGAAAAGCAGAUUACUUCUUUGCUGAAAGUUUCAUGCCAGCGACCCCACGAACAAGAAUUGGACAUUUUACAGACAAUUCACCAAAAUGGAUAUGAAGAAGAUCCUUAUGUGAAGGAGUUUGGCAUUAGCAUAGAUAGCAACCUUGCAUCAAUCGAGGCUCGAGUUCUACCAGCUCCAUGGCUCAAGUACAAUGAUACUGGAAAAGUAAAAGAAUAUCUGCCUCAAGUUGGUCAGUGGAAUAUGAUGAACAAGAAAGUGAUAAAUGGAAGCAAUGUAAGAUACUGGGCUUGCAUUAACUUCUCUCGAAGUGUCCAAGAAAUCACGGCUCGUGGUUUUUGCCAGCAGUUGGUCCAAAUGUGCCAAAUCUCUGGCAUGGAUUUUAACUGUGAACCUGUGAUUCCAAUAUAUUCAGCAAGGCCUGAUCAGGUAAAGAAGGCCUUGAAGUAUGUGUAUCAUGCUGCUGCGAAAAAACUUGAAGGGAAAGAAUUGGAGUUACUUAUUGCCAUCCUUCCAGACAACAAUGGCUCAUUGUAUGGUGAUUUGAAACGAAUUUGCGAAACUGAUCUUGGAUUGAUUUCACAAUGCUGCCUUACCAAGCAUGUUUUCAAGAUUAACAGACAAUACUUGGCAAAUGUUUCACUCAAAAUAAAUGUUAAGAUGGGCGGAAGAAAUACGGUGCUUUUAGAUGCUUUAAGUUGGAGGAUACCCUUGGUCAGCGACAUCCCAACCAUAAUUUUCGGGGCUGAUGUAACGCAUCCAGAGUCCGGAGAAGACACUAGUCCAUCAAUAGCUGCUGUUGUAGCCUCCCAAGACUGGCCAGAAGUUACAAAAUAUGCUGGAUUAGUAUGUGCUCAGCCUCAUAGGCAAGAACUUAUUCAAGAUUUAUUCAAAACCUGGCAAGACCCUCAACAGGGAACAGUUUCUGGAGGCAUGAUCAGGGAACUUCUACUUUCAUUUAAGGAGGCAACUGGGCGAAAGCCAUUAAGGAUAAUUUUUUACAGGGAUGGUGUCAGUGAAGGCCAGUUCUACCAGGUUCUCUUAUAUGAACUUGAUGCAAUUCGAAAGGCUUGUGCAUCACUAGAACCUAGUUACCAACCUCCAGUAACAUUUGUCAUCGUCCAAAAGCGGCAUCAUACGAGACUUUUCCCAAGCAACUAUAAUAACAGAAGUAGCACUGACAAAAGUGGAAACAUUUUACCUGGUACUGUGGUGGAUUCUAAAAUAUGUCAUCCGACCGAAUUUGACUUUUAUUUAUGUAGUCAUGCAGGAAUCCAGGGCACCAGUAGACCUGCUCAUUAUCAUGUGCUCUGGGAUGAGAACAACUUCACUGCAGAUGAGAUUCAAUCUCUAACAAAUAACCUCUGCUAUACGUAUGCUAGGUGCACUCGGUCGGUUUCUGUAGUGCCUCCUGCAUAUUAUGCACAUCUAGCAGCUUAUCGAGCUCGAUUUUACAUGGAACCUGAUGCGCCAGAAAGUCCUAAAAUGCAUUGCACACGAACAGCCAACGGAUCGCAUGUCCGCCCACUGCCUGCAUUGAAAGAGAAGGUGAAGAAUGUGAUGUUUUACUGCUAAUUAAGUUCAGAAAUGACUGAGUACAGAAGAUUAAUAAGGGGAAAGUUAAAGAGAAAUAGGAUUUGUACAUGAAAUUGUAUUGUUAAUUAGCUUGUAUUUUAGAAUGCACUGAAAAUUUUGACCAUCUACUGAUCAGUAGUUAUCAAAAGCAGACAUAGUUUAGAUUUUCA